CUCUCUCUCUCUCGGAAAUGGAGUAUGAGAGGAUUCACAAAGUUCAGAUGGGAGUAAUUUCUCCCAGUAAACUCAGGAUAAAACUAUUAGGAUCUCACGGUGGCAGAAGGAAGGAAGGAGGGAACAGUUCAUCCAGAACAUCCCCUUCCAAGCUAGAGGAAAUGGAGCACUCGAAGCACAGCCUAUUAGCUGGAGAUCUUGACGAAGAAGUUAGCUUGAAAGACUCCAAAGAUGCAUCUUCCCUGAAUGUGGGUGCGAGUUCGGAAGUUCCGAGAUUGGAGUUGUCUGUUAAGGAGGUUCUCGGCUAUGGACAAGGCGAUCAAACUCCGUCUUUCCGAAAGGAGUUUCUCCCCAAAGGGAAAGCUGACAUCUGCUGCAACAGAGCUCAGGACACUGUUAAAUCUGUUUCUAGCCUGGCUGAGCCGACCAGCAACUUGAGCAUGGUACAUCCGAUGCGAUUACCAGACGAAGAAAGCUUCGAUUAUGACAGUGGACAUGACAAUGGCAGUGCACGCAGCUUUGAGUUCCAUAAAGGCGAGAGACCAUCGCAGCAAGCGAGUAGCCCCUUUGUCAGGAAUCUUCCAUCCAAGUGGAACGAUGCAGAGAGAUGGAUUGUUCAUCGACAAAUUACGCAUGUCAAGUCAAAUGUUUCGAAGAAGACUGCUGCACUGAAUCUUGGGAGUCUCCAAGUCAUUUCCAACCGGGUGGUGUUUGUUCCGGAAUCUGCGAGUGCAGACCACAGGCACUCUCUUAUGCAGGAACCAGAUGCUAAAACGAGCAGUUCCACGAAAUCUACCUCACAAAAUGUGGCCGAGAAGUUCUCUUUUGCUCCGAAUUCCUCGCAGUCCAGUUUGGAUUCGACUAGCGGAUUGACAGAUUUAUCUUCAGUUAACAGCACUUAUGGUGGUUGUUUUAAGAAAGAAUUUAAUCAUGCUGUCUCAGAAAAAUCUACUGCUAAAGCGACGGGUAAGCCAAUGUUCCUCCAUACGUUGAUAAUAAAUGCGUAUAGAAUUUGCUUUGAGCUCAAGUACAUUUAUAACCAUGAAGCUCAGAUGCUUAGAAAUGCUUAUCAUUGCUUAUAUUAUGCAGUCAGCCCGUUAGUGCAGUCGGUUUCGAUGAGAGAUGUGGGAACAGAGAUGACACCUAUUCCGAGCCAGGACCCAUCGAGGAAUGAGACGCCUGUCGGAGCCAUGACCCCGGCCCGUACUCCACUUUCUUCAAUACCAUCGAGUCCCAAAAAAGGAGCACAAGCAUCAUCUGCUGCAGAAGCAAAUACACAUGAUCGAUCAAGAAAGAGUGAGAACUCUGGGAACAGAGAAUUAUCUGACAAAGAACUGCAACUGAAAACAAGGAGAGAAAUAGCUGCCCUUGGCAUACAACUCGGUAAGAUGAACAUCGCUUCCUGGGCCAGUAAAGAUGACAUGGCACAUGCCUCUCCCCCCUUGGACCAGGAAAAGAUCAAGACAGAAUAUGAAGCCCGUGCAGCAGCAUGGGAGGAAUCUCAAAAAUCUGAAUAUACUGCUAGGCAUAGACGAGAAGAGGCAAAAAUACAAGCCUGGGAGAACCAUCAGAAAGCAAAAUAUGAAACUAAACUGAGGAGAGUUGAGGCCCAAGCUGAACUGAUGAAAGCCCGAGCACAGGAUAAGUUGGUCGAGAAGCUAUCAUUAACACGCCGGCGAGUAGAGCACAAACAAGCCGUUGCUGAAGCCAAUAGGAAUCGACAGGCUGCUAGAACAGCUGAACAGGUAGAGCAGAUACGGCAAACCGGUCGCGUGUAUACACCGCAUAUCUGGUGCUGUAGUUGGUUUUUCUGAAUUGUAUCUCCAUAAUUUUGGAAUGAGUUGAGUUGCGGCUCAGUAUAGGAUUAAUGCAAGGCUCGACCCUUUUUAAUGAAUAUGAUGAGACAUAUUCCACUCAUCAA
Molecule: messenger RNA, 1921 nt
Organism: Musa acuminata subsp. malaccensis (wild Malaysian banana)
Lineage: Eukaryota; Viridiplantae; Streptophyta; Magnoliopsida; Zingiberales; Musaceae
Source: RefSeq, a predicted model, not a curated record